AUGAACACCGACCUGCUCGCCGACGCCGAGGUGCGAGCCCUGAUGGUCAAAGGGCACCUCGGCUACCGUACCCCCAACAGUCAGAAGCCGUCCAGCUGGGCGAUACAGCCGCGAUGUUCGUUGGCCCCGAUCAGAGAGCCCUCGAUCCCAAGCCCAGACUACAGUCCUGUCAGAGACAUUGACAGUGAAGCUGCUGAACUCCCGAGGGCCAGGAGCCUGCACUGCCUCCAGGCUUCAACAAGUCAAGUGUUCCACUCCGAGCCGAGACCUCGGCUUAGAAGAAGCCCCACAAAGCUUCAACGAUUCCCUGGGCAAAGUUUGAGCUACAGUACCGAAGACUUCUUUCCAAAAACGGCCGAAACGGAUGAGAAAAAGAGAAGAACCCAAACCCUACCCUCCAAAGAAGAACAAUUCAAGAUCAUGGCAGCCGAAAAGCUAGUCGUAGCCCUGGAGAAUAUGGAAAGAGCAAAGAAACGGAAUUCGAUUGAGGGUACUGUAGUGCACCCACACCGCAGGGGAUCACGAUCGGCCCUCGAUUUCCUGGGCGCGUUUUUUGUCGGAAGUAAAAGAGGGGUGGAAGCGGAGAAGCCGAAGACUAUCGUCAGCCAACCGACGCUGAUUUCGACGACUGUCGCGCCGGAUGUGGCACUCCGGGAAUUACCCCGGGCUGGAAGAGUGUCGACAAACUCCGAGCGGAAACGCGACAACGCUUCCACUCGGGAUGCCAUGCGUGAGCUCCUCUCCCGCUCCGGCCCCUACCCUCAAGUCGUGCAGCCCUCUGCCGGCUUCUGGGUGGACGGUGUCUCCUCCUCAAAUGUGGUCAUCGACGACGAGAUGGCACAGCACGGACAUGUUAAUAGCUGUGCGAGGUUCAAGCUCGAGAUGGACGACACUGGAAACUGCUACAGGAGACAUUUCUUUGGCAGGGAGCACCACGACUUCUACGCUCACGACGCUGCCCUGGGUCCGUUGGUACUAUCGGUACGGACGGAGACGAUCUCGUCACAGGACCACUUCCGUAUCAUGCUCCGUACGAACCAGGGGACGAUUCACGAGAUUGUUCCUGCUUCCGCACUGGCCGACCGUCCAUCAGCUUCUCGUAUGGCUCGCCUUCUCUGCGACGAGGUGACGACCGACAAGUUCUGUCCGGUCGCUUUCCCCGGAGGGUCAGAAAUGAUUGUACAAUACGACGAGCACGUCAUCACCAACACGUACAAGUUCGGCGUCAUCUACCAGAAGAAGGGGCAGACGACCGAGGAGGAGCUCUUUGGGAACGCGACUUCUUCGCCGGCUUUUGAAGAGUUUUUGAGUGUCCUUGGGGAUACGGUGACGCUGCAGGGUUUCCAGGGCUAUCGUGGCGGGCUGGAUACACAGCACGGCCAAACCGGUCGGGAAGCUGUUUACACGGAUUUCCGAGGGCGAGAAUGUCUUUUCCACGUCUCUACCAUGUUGCCAUAUACCCAUGGAGAUAAACAACAACUUCAGAGGAAACGCCACAUCGGAAAUGACAUCGUGGCCAUCGUAUUCCAAGAGGAAAAUACCCCAUUUGCACCUGAUAUGAUCGCCUCCAACUUCUUGCACGCCUACAUCGUCGUGCAGCCGAUCGAGGCCGGCACCGACAAAGUUCGAUACAGGGUCGCGGUCGCAGCCCGUGAUGAUGUCCCGUUCUUCGGUCCGACUCUCCCUGCCCCUCCCGUCUUCCGUAGAGGCCAGGACUUCCGCAACUUCCUCCUGACGAAGCUUGUCAAUGCUGAGAACGCAGCGUACAAGAGCCAAAAGUUUGCACACUUGGCGGAGCGAACACGGACAAGCCUGCUAGCCGAUCUUUUCGAUGGGCUAAAGGCCAAGGGCGAAUUCUAUGGACUUCCGCUUCUGGAGACUGUCGAGCCACCGGUGGCUAAUACUGGGUUAUUGCACUCGGUCAAGAAGGCGUUGAGCGGACGCUCUCGCUCCAUUUCUCAAGACGUUCACAACAACACCCCUACCCGGGCCACCUCCAUGUCGAUGCCCAUCCGGCAGUACACCGCCCCACAGAAGCGAAGUGCCCUCUCCGAGACGCUCUCAAAAUCGAGCUCAUCCUCAAGAGACGAGCCUGCCCAUAAUCACCACGACGACAAGGAGUCUCGCGAUUCUCUAUUCGACGAGGGGGAAUCCGUUUCUCCAUCAGCAGUGUCAUCAAAUAUUCGAGGGGCCGUUCAGAAGAAGAUCAUCAACAGGCAAAUGUCGAUGAAGUCUGGACCCAGAAUAUCGAACGGCCGUACCGAAUGGGAAUUGUCAUCCAACGAAGGUGCUGAACAAGAGCACGACUCGGACACGGGCAUGGAGUCCCUCUCCUCGGCCGACCAUUCGAGCGCCAGGGUCUCAUGCAAUUUCUGCACCGACGAGACGGUGGAGCACAAGCAUGAGGGGAAGAGAGGGGCCCAGAGACACGAUCUCGAGUCCGAGCUGGACAAGGCCAACGAGGAGAUCGCCCGGCUUCGACGCCUCCUCAGCACCUCCGACUCACCCUCAAUCCACCAGGGCCCCAAUCGAACCCCCGCCGAGCAGAUCACUAUCGUAUCCCAG
Molecule: messenger RNA, 2565 nt
Organism: Mesorhabditis spiculigera
Lineage: Eukaryota; Metazoa; Nematoda; Chromadorea; Rhabditida; Rhabditidae
Source: the annotation of a GenBank genome assembly